Molecule: messenger RNA, 1418 nt
Organism: Clarias gariepinus (North African catfish)
Lineage: Eukaryota; Metazoa; Chordata; Actinopteri; Siluriformes; Clariidae
Gene: oaz1b
Product: ornithine decarboxylase antizyme 1b
Biological process (GO): positive regulation of protein catabolic process
Cellular component (GO): cytoplasm; nucleus
Molecular function (GO): ornithine decarboxylase inhibitor activity
Source: RefSeq, a predicted model, not a curated record
CAUCGAAAAAACGAGAGUUUUCUUCAGUCCCUGAGCUGAGAGAGACAGUCAGGCCGCCGUGAACUCUUCCGAGGCCGGAUGGUCAAAUCCAACCUCCAGCGGAUCCUCAACAGUCAUUGUUUCGCCCGUGAAAAAGAAGGAAAACCUCAGUGUCAAAGCCAAAUGGAUGCUUUAAAUCGUAACACUCUUUCUGACAUGAUUAGCAAUCUGUCUCUUAGUUGUAGUAGUACUCCUGGUCCUGGGCCUCUGUGGUGUUCCGAUGCCCCUCUCCCACCCCUGAAGAUCCCAGGUGGGCGAGGGAAUGGCACACGGGAUCACUCUCCCUCAGCUCGGCCACUCUACACGGACAGGAAGUUAAGUGUGAUCGAACGUCCUGCAGGAGGUGGCCGACCGGCGACUCUGCACUUCCUCAGCCGUCCCACUGUCUCUCAUGAGAUUAGCUGGGAUGCAGUUGUUCGCGGUGAAGCCCUUUACGUAGAGAUUCCUCGCGAGCCAUUUCCAGAGGGCAGCAAGGAGAGCUUUGCAUCUCUGCUGGAGUUUGCUGAAGAACACCUAAAGGUCAACAGCGUGUAUGUUUGCUUUUACAAGAACAGAGAAGAUCGUGCUAAGUUGGUGCGUACGUUUAGUUUCCUGGGCUUUGAGGUUGUGAGUCCGGGCCGUUCUCCUGUCCCUCCUCGACCUGAUGUUUUCUUCAUGGCCUACAACUUCGAUAGAGACACAUCCGAUGAAGAUUAGACUCCUCCUUCCCAUUCCUUAUUUCACAUCUUUUAUUUAAUUUUUUCCGUCAUUUUUCACAUCACUGCUUUUGUUACUUGUAAUAGAGCCGAUUUAUUGAUGUAAUGCGGGCUGACAUUAUUCCUGUCAUUUAUCAUUCCUUCAUCUUGAGCCUUUUUUUUUUUUUUUUUUUUACGUUUUCAUCUAUAUUAUAAUCCUGUUUAAGAGAAAAUCAUUAGUAUGUUGUAAUUCUCAGAGCUAUAAAAAUCUGUUUGCUUUAUUUUGAAUGUACAUCAAAGGUCAUUCGGUUUACACUGUUUAUUUUAGGUACUGUUCAAUGCUUCAAUUUGUUUGGCUUUAAGAUUAAAAGUGAGUUUUAAAAUUUUGUAAGUCAGAGAAAAAGUGUAAUGAUUUUGUAAGUUCUGAUGCUCGGUGCUUCAUAGCCGAGUCGAACUAGAAAGUAAGCUUUGUAGGGCAUAAAGGUGUAAGUGCUAAAGCUUCUGCCAAUUGAGUGACGAUCCUGUUGGGUGAAAAUUGGUACGAUGCCAAAGUGGACUUAAUGCCUGCUCUUUGCCUCUGCGUUUUUGUGAAUCAUAUAACUUGCAUUUGAUGAAAAUCGCCAUCCCUGUCAUGGUUUGCCUCUGUUGAUGUUUCCAGCUUUAGUGUUGUGCUUACGUGAGAAAUAAAAUGGAUUUAAAAUAAAA